Alosa alosa (allis shad) is the source of this 1176-nucleotide messenger RNA. RefSeq names its product glutathione S-transferase, alpha tandem duplicate 1 (gene gsta.1). Gene Ontology annotation, molecular function: glutathione transferase activity. The transcript has 7 exons. The record is from RefSeq and is a predicted model, not a curated record. NCBI's taxonomy places the organism in Eukaryota, Metazoa, Chordata, Actinopteri, Clupeiformes, Clupeidae. Gene Ontology annotation, biological process: glutathione metabolic process. Bases 125 to 796 code for a protein of 223 amino acids.
CCCGCCUACGGUCCUAAGACAUUCUCUGGUAAAGCGAAAGUUUUUUAGGUUAAAGUUGCAAAGGGAGCGAACGUUUGCUCCGGUCAGAACCUUAUAUAACUUAAACCUCCGACAAUCAGGGAAAAUGUCUGAGAAGAUUGUAUUGUAUUAUUUUGAUGGAAGAGGAAAAAUGGAGUCGAUCAGAUGGCUUCUAGCAGCUGCAGGAGUUCAGUUCGAAGAGGUACUACUGACAAAAAGGGAGCAGUAUGUGAAACUUCUGAAUGAUCAAGCUCUGAUGUUUGAGCAGGUGCCCCUAGUUGAAAUGGAUGGCUUGCAGCUUGUUCAGAGUAAAGCCAUCAUGAAUUACAUUGCGGAAAAAUACAAACUCAGUGGGAAAGAUCUCAAAGAGCGUGCCAUGAUUGACAUGUACACUGAAGGCCUGAAUGAUCUGAUGGAGAUGAGAAUGAUAUUGCCAUUCAAAAAGCCAGAUGAAAAACAGGCCCACAUAGGUGUUAUACAGGGCAAAGCCACCAGCCGUUACUUCCCUGUAUAUGAAAAGGCUCUGAACAAUUCACAGUACCUUGUGGGGAACCAGUUUAGUCGUGCUGAUGUUCAUUUAAUGGAAGCCACUCUGAUGUUGGAGGAGCUAUUUCCUACUAUUCUUUCAACUUUUCCUAAUUUGAAGGCAUUUCAGGGGAAGAUGAGAAGCCUGCCAACAAUCAGCAAAUUCCUCCAGCCUGGAAGUCAGAGGAAGCCCCAACCAGAUGAUGUUUAUGUCAAAACUGUUAUGGAGGUCCUCAACAUUCAGAUACCUUGAGAGGGAACUAACAGUACUUUGACUGAGACAAAAUCAAUAUAAUAUAGGGGUAAAAAUAAAUGAUUCCUACUGAAUGAUCAAAUUGAGCCAAUUGUAGCAAAACUCAACUCGACAUAAAAAAAAUCUAUCGAAGUAAUAUAUUCAUGUUAAAGCUUAUUCAUCAAGAUAAUAAUGAUUCCAGGUCAGAGGAAGGUGGUAACUUGUUGUACAAUGUUACACAGCUCCUUGGCCUAGUUAAUGUGGCAGAGGUUAAGAACACUUUGGACUUUGUACCCUGGUGCAUCCUGGGAAAAAAAGGCUGGAGUUCUGCCUAAGCUGUCCCUGGUUUGAUUUUCUAUUACAUUCCCAUUUGCUGAAAUAAAGCGCUUAUUGAAAAAUAA